Penicillium salamii is the source of this 1167-nucleotide messenger RNA. Lineage: Eukaryota; Fungi; Ascomycota; Eurotiomycetes; Eurotiales; Aspergillaceae. The record is from the annotation of a GenBank genome assembly.
AUGUUCGCAACCAUUGGACCGGCAUACGCAUCGGAGAUAUGUCCCAUGGCUUUCAGACCAUAUCUAACAGCCUACAUCAACGUGUGCUUUGCGAUCGGGCAAUUUAUCAGUGCGGGCGUGGUACAAAGCAUGGUCGACAGAACGGAUCAAUGGUCAUACCGAAUCCCAUUUGGUCUCCAGUGGAUAUGGCCAGCUCCGUUACUCUGCAUUGCCUGGUUCAUGCCGGAGUCACCAUGGUGGCUUGUUCAGAGCGGCCAGUACGAGGAAGCUGAGCGAUCGGUGAAAAGAUUGAUGGCCGAUUUUGAGAAGCCCAAAGCCGCACAAGUGGUGGCAAUGAUUGUCCACACCAACGACAUUGAAAGGGAUAUUCAGACUGGAAGCUCAUAUCUAGACUGCUUUCGUGGGACUGAUCGCCGUCGUACAGAGAUCGCUUGUGUGGUGUUUGCCGGUCAGAUUCUAUGCGGUGCCCCUCUCGCAUUCAGCGCCACCUACUUUUUUCAGCAAGCUGGAAUGAGCACUGAGAACUCAUACAAAAUUGGACUGGGAGGUACCGCUAUAGCGCUUCUCGGAACCACCGCUUCCUGGCUUUUGAUCGCGAGAUUCGGUCGUCGGACGAUAUACCUGGUCGGGAUGAGCUUUAUGAGUGUUUUCCUUCUGCUAAUUGGCCUGCUAGCCCUCCCUGGUUGGAAACAGAGUAUCGCAAAUACUCAAUCAGCACUUUGCAUCGUCUGGUUACUUACGUUCUCCCUUUCUGCUGGGCCAAUUGGAUGGACUGUCCCAGCUGAAGUAUCCUCCGCAAGGCUUCGAGCAAAGACCAUUUGCUUGGCAAGAAACUCUUACUACAUCUGCCAGAUACUUGCGAACAUAAUCCAACCAUACAUGUUGAAUCCAACGGAAUGGAACUGGCAUGGCAAGACCGGAUUCUUUUGGUUUGGAUUUGCGGUUCUCACAUACUUGUGGGCCUUUUUCCGAAUGGUGGAAACGAAGGGUACCACUACAUUCUCAUUGCAUGAAAAUUGUCUUUCUCUAACUAAUACUUUUCCAGGCCGAACUUAUGAGGAGCUGGACUUGGCUUUUGCGGCUAAAAUCCCAACCAGGCAUUUUGCGGCGUACAACACCGGUUUAUCCCACAAAAGUCCCGAUCAAUUGCACGCGCACAACGCAUGA